Messenger RNA from Conger conger (European conger), 13900 nucleotides. RefSeq names its product SZT2 subunit of KICSTOR complex (gene szt2). The record is from RefSeq and is a predicted model, not a curated record. The coding region runs from base 725 to 12040 and encodes 3771 amino acids. Gene Ontology annotation, cellular component: peroxisome. The transcript is spliced from 76 exons. NCBI's taxonomy places the organism in Eukaryota, Metazoa, Chordata, Actinopteri, Anguilliformes, Congridae.
CAAGCGCACCGAACUGACUGAAGACACCAAGGGAGAAAGCUAGUAAUGCUUAUCGUCACUGUCAGCUAACCUUGACACAAUGGGCACACUAGCCGUAAAAUUCGCAUAGGUUAAAAGAUGUGUCAGUCUCUACUUUAGCUAAAUUUGCAGAUUUGUUUCGUUCGAAUAUAUGAAGUCUAUUAUUCCGUAUGGUUGGUUCCUAUUCCAAUCCAAUUUACUUUUGUACUAGCUAACCAUUGCUAAUCGACAAGCAGGCUGCAACUGACCCUUCAUUCUGUUUUGGUUGAGGAGGAGGUGACCGUAACACAAAAUCUGGCGUUUUUAGCUUGCGUUAGUAGCCUAACGUUAACAUCUGGUAACACAGGUGAGGAUUCCCUGGAGGUAGCUACUGUAGUCUAGCUAGCAGAUUUUGCUUGUUAGCUUACACCUACUCGCUAAACAAAACUUGCAAUCGCUCUAGUCUAGAGCCAGUUAGCAAAUGACGCGAGUUGAAGUUACUUAGCUGGUAAUUUAUUUGUUUCCGUAUUCGGCCACCAUACAAUUAUUUGACAGUGCAUGGAACUUAAAUGUAUCUGACUGAGGCAUGAAGAAAAACACUUCCGGGUGACAAUGCAGCUUUACCAAAUAAACAAAAUUAACGAAAUAAACAAGUCGCUGUGAAUCGUCACUGGUCUGCGGACCAAGAGAGACAGAAAAACAACUUGCCAGGGAUGCUACAUCCGGAAUGGCAGAGAGACAGGACAAUGAGGUGGAGGAGGCUGACCAGGUUUACCUCCUCAUGAAAAAGGAGUACCGCAUCUCCCGAAACGUGCGCCUUGCCUGGUUCCUGAGCAAGCUGAACCAGGUCAUCCGGCCGACCCCCAAGAGCGAGCUGCUCAACUCCGAGAAUGAGCUGGACGUCCUCAGCAUCCUGCCCAAGGGGUGGCAGCCGGACUUCUCCCCCUCCGCCCUGCCGCACCAGCUGGUGCCCUCCACCCGAGUCACCUUCCUGGCCCGGCGCUACCGCUUCAUCAUUGAGCUGGACCUCAGCCCCUCCACGGGGAUCGUGGAUGACAGCACCGGGGAGAUGAUAUUCGACGAGGUGUUCCAUGCCCUGUCUCGCUGCUUGGCUGGACUGGCCAGACCUUUCAAAGUCCCUGGCACUGACCUCAUGUUCCAGCCAGAGAUCUUCAUCACCAUCCUCGCCUACUCCUCCAUCAUUGGGCUCCACUCUCACCAGGUGUUGGUUCAGGGCUGUCAGCUGGAUCGUACGGAUCUGGACCAGUUCCUGCUGCAGAUCUACCAGCAGCUCAGAGCGAUGGAGAACAACAUCGCAGAGGUCCUGCAACAGCAGCAUCAUCAGGCCAGGGGACAGCAGCCCGAGGGGGGCGUUCCGUGCGGCGGCAUUGCCGGCGACAUCCUGGAGGACCCGCCCCAGAAGAAGCUGGGGGUGUCCAUGGUGACGGCAGACGUGGGGCUGGUCAGUAUGGUUCGACAGGGGAUUCUGGCUCUCCAGCUUCUCCCCCCCAACUCCAGUGCGGGUAUAAUCAUCAUCACAGACGGGGUGACCAGCGUUCCUGACGUGGCCGUGUGCGAGACGCUUCUUAACCAGCUGAGGAGUGGGACGAUCGCCUGUUCCUUCGUACAGGUGGGAGGGGCCUUCUCAUACGACUGCAGCUUCGGAUACAUCCCCAACGUGGAGCUCAUGAAGUUCAUCUCUCUCGCCACGUUCGGGUCCUACCUGUCAAUCUGCCCAGAGGUGGACCUGUCCAAUCAGGAAAUCAACACCUAUCACAAGGCCUUCCUCACCUACUCCUUCCUGAAGACCAGCGAGUCCAUGAAUCCGGAAUACUACUGCGUCUCUCAGCACAAGCUGUUCAAUGAGCACCUGGUGUCAGCCAGUGGGAACCCUGCUCUGGUGAUGCGCAGAAAGAAGCACACGGAGAAGGAGGUCCACGCCCACCUGGUGAGCGUGGUGUCGGUGCGACUGAGGGAGGGCUACACUAUCCGUGAGGUCAACCUCACCAAAGGGGGCAGUCAGCUGGAGGUGAAGUUGGUCCUCCUGUGGAAACACAACAUGCGCAUCGAGUACCUGGCCGUGGCCUCCUGGCCCCUGGACCCUGGGAGCCGCACCACCUGGGUGGAGGUCACCAUGGAAGGCAGCUACGACAUCCUGCACGACAUCAGCUGCACCAUGAGGAAGCCCAUCACCAGCCCCUACCGCACCUCUGUUAUCCGCCGCUUCUGGAACACUCUGCAGAGCAUAAACCAGACAGAUCAGAUGCUGGUUCAUCUGCAGUCCUUCAACUCCAUUCCGGAACAUUACACCAUCCCAGAGAGCACCAAGAACGGGGUUCCUCUCUUCUACAUCCCUCCUGGAUCCACCAUGCCUGUGCUGUCACUGCAGCACAGUGGCUCCAAGGAUUCCAACCAGUCCCAGUUCGCCUCCUACUGGAAGCCCAUCCUCUCUAUGGACGCCAACUUCUGGCAGAGGUGGCUGCACAUGCAUCGCAUCGCCAUCAUCUUGGAGCAUGACAUCCCUGUGCCCAAACACCUGCACACCGCGGGCAGCAACGGACGCUUCAGCACCAUCCAGUGCCGCAUCUCCCACACGGCCCUCACCUCCCUGCUACGGGACUGGAGCAGCUUCGUGCUGGUGGAGGGCUACUCCUACGUCAAGCUCUUUUGCAGUGCGUCCGACCAGCCUCCCUCCUCUUUCUACCUGGUGCGUCUGAUCUCCAAGGCCCCCUGCAUGGUCCUCCGCCUGGGCUUCCCUAUUGGGACACCCGCCCAAACCAGGAACAAGAUUGUGGAUGAGCUGCGGGACCAGAUCCUCCGACUGAGGUUUCCCCACCGCGUCCAAAACAAGGAGGCCACACCCAAAGUGAAGAGGAAGAUCCUGGGGAACGCCUCCCCCUCCAAAUCUCCCCCUCUCCCAACCCCCAAGCCAACACCAUCCGAUCGGCCUUGCGUGGUGGUGCUCAACAAACCCCUGGAAAAACUGCUCAUUAGGUACGAGAAGCUCCCGUCGGACUACCACACGCCGUUCAUCCUGAACAUGGAGCACUUCACCCAGGGGCCCACCAUGUCGGCCCCCCUCACCAUGGCUGCCAGCCGCACUGCCUCCUCCACGCUGGCCUCGCUGUCGCGGUACUUCCUGCACCAGCGCUGGGUGUGGGCGGUGCAGUCCGGCUCGGGCCCGGCCGUGCCCCUGCAGGCCGUGGCGCACAUCCUCUCCAUGCUGUCUGAGAUUCGGCUCUCAGAAGGCUUUCAUUUUGCUGCUAGUGGUGAAGGCAUCAUCAACAUGGUGACAGAACUGCCAAUGAAGGGCAUGCCAGCUGCAGUGGACAGAGAACACCACACCUGCAUCGUCCAGUACAUCCUGUUUCCCCCGCACUCUACCUCCACUAAGGACAGCUUCUCCACAGACGACGACAACGACACCGAGGUGGAGGCUAUUGACAUGGACACUGAACUGAACCUGGUGACGGAGUGCUGGGUGGAGCCACAGAGUGGGACGGUGUGGAGCUCCUCGGACCAACACCGCCACCUGCAGGGCCUCACCUACGACGAGGUCCCCCAAGCGAUUUUUCCACGCGACUUGACCUGCAUGUCGACCAUGAUGACCUUUGAGUAUCUGAGCCAGCUGUGCCAGAACAAGGACCAGGUCUACCCCCUCUGUGCAGUCAAGAGUAAUGCAGGAGAGGCCCCAACAACUGAUGACUGCAUCCACACAGUCCCUUUCCAGUUUGACCUGAUGAAGCUGCUCCCCAAGUGCCAGCAGAUUGAGAUCUUCUUCCUUGCUCUCAGUAGAGUAGUGGAGAAUGAAGAGCCGGCCCAGAGCGCCCCCUGCCUGCCCAAUGAGCUGCUGCUGGACCUGUUCCACAGCUGUCUGCAGCAGGACCUCAGCGACCGCCACAUCCCAUUGGCUGAUGCCGACCACGUGACCUUCAUGCAGCACAUCCUGCAGAGAGAGCGGGAUGGACACGUGGCGCCCUUCUCUUUGCCUGUUAUAAAAGAGGAGUGCCUGAAGCAGGACACGGCGAUGUCGUUCCACACCGUCGGGAGCAGUAAGGAGGUGACGAGCUCCAACAGUACCCUGCAGAGUUUCAGCAAUGCAGACCUGGCUGAUGAGGAACACAUUCCUGUUGAGAGUGACAGCCUUUCUCCACAGUGGAAAUGCUACGCUAAAUGUGUCAACCCCCAGCAGAUCUUCCUCACCUUUCUCCCAGCUACCUUUGCAGAUGUGCAGAUACUGAUGUCCUCUGGCAUCGACCGAGAGCCCCCGGGCAGCGGUAGCUCCCAAGAGGACGAGGACACCCACACUCACAGCCGCGUCCAAUCGCAGACCGACUCUCACGACGGCUCGGCCAACUGGACGGCGAGACCGGAGCCUUCCGCCGAGCACGGGGCCAGCCCCCUGACGAACGGCUCAAACAGCAGUCUCCUGAGCCCCGGCCAGAGCGCGCGGUCCCCAUCGUCAGAUGGCAGGAGGUUGGAAGAGUCCAGCCUGGAGAACGAGGACUGGGCUGGCCAGGGUACGGCCGGGGAGAAUGGCGCUGUGCUCCCAGGGACAGAGGAGAGGGAGGGAGUGCAGUUUGCCGAACCCCUGAAGCGGGACUUCCACAUCACCUUCAGCAGGCAGGUGUCUCAGCAGAGCUCCGGUGAUCUUUCCCGUCCCCGCUGCCCCGUCUACAUCUACAACUGCUCCCUGGAGUCGCUCAAGGAGCAGCUGGUGCACCCCCGCACCGGCAGGCAGCCCCGGGAUGUCUUCUUCAGACCUCAAGACGCAGACUCCUGGGAGAUCUAUCAGCAGAUGAAGUUCAGGUCUCUCUCCCAGGAGCGCAGCAGCACCUCCUCCUGGACGGAGCUCAUGGCGCACACCCACAAGCACAAGGAGCUGGGCAACUACUGCAGCCUGCUGCAGGAGCACUACCACCAGAGCUAUGUCAAAGGCGUGUACCGCAGCCUGCAGCAAUCCCACAACAUCAGCUCCCAGGACGUCUUGACCGCCAUGGACUACUGCGAGGAGUCCCUCCAGGAGAUCGACAUCAGCGCCUUCCUGCAGACCCUGUGCGGCCACAUCCGCACCUUCCGGGAGCGCCAGGAGCAGCCGGGCGGCCCCGGGGCCCGGGGAACACCCGCUAAUCCUGCCACCUUCACCAUCGGGGAGGUCGAGGAGGAGGGGGCGUCUGAGAGGGGGGCGCUGGUCUCCUCUUCCAGUGUGGAGACGGAGGAUGUUAGUGACGUGGAGUCUCGAUGGAAGCCCUCCACACCAACCUCCCCUGUGGCUCCAGAGGAACCUAAACCCCAGAAGGUCUUCCCAGAAUUCCCUCUGUCACAUUUACAGACCCAGCAGAAGUGUGAGGUGUUCCCUGACCUGCACAAAAUUAUACAGGACAAAUUCAUGGAAAUUGGUGCACAGUACUUCAAGACCGUGCCUUCAAACCCACACUACUUCUUCUACUGCCCACCGUCGGCUAAGAAAGAGGAGGACUCGGACCAUGAGGAAGACAGGAGACCCUGCGAGGAGACUGAAGUUUCAGAGGCUGAGCUCGCCACCGAGGAUGAAAAUGUGUCGGGCUGCUGCAUCGUUACCGAGAGCGACACGGACUUGGAGGUGGAGUACCAAGAGCGCGCCGACAGGAAGUUCCCGGACAACGAUUCCCUGUCGGACUCCAACACUGUGAACCAGGACGAGGAUUCCUUCAGUAUCCUGGAGGGGGAUUCUUUACUGGAGCCAGAGGGGCCCCAACCUGAGAUGCCCCCUCUCUUCGUCCACCUCACCUGCUCCGUCAACGUGAAGAACUGUCAUGGCUCCAUGCCCAUUCAGACACUUCCCACCUGCCUGGGUGAGGUUAUAUCCUGCCUGGAGAAUGCAGAGUCCCUUCAGUCAGUUGAUCUGAACGAGCUGUCGGUCACUCUUGACAUCUUCGUCUUGACCCUGCCUCUGGAGAUUGAAGUCAUGGCCUCUGACUUCCACCACAACAGGUACACCUCAGAAAGCAGUGUGUCCUUGAACCGUUCCCCCGGGCAGCCGUCGUCCUACCGCUCGGACGAGGAGCUGAUGGGGACCCUGGAUGGCUUGCGGGGGUCAGGGGUGGACGGGGUUUCGGGAGAUCCUCUGGCCAAACUCCCCAUCCCGCACAAGCUGGCCGUCUUGGCCACCAUGGAUGAGAUCCGCUGGCUGCUGGAGGACGAGAUCGUCUCCGCCCUCCGGCACUCCAGAGUCAUCUCCACCUGCACCCUGCAGAAGGUGGCCGACCAUGUGUACCGCUCUAGCGGCCGGCCUCACUGCCACUGCGAGGUGGUGCCCCUGCAGUUCGUCUUCGGCCCCGAGCAGUCCUUGGAGAAGUUCAAAGAGGAAUUUCGAAGGAUGUCCCUCUCUGGCUAUCUGCUGAAUGGGGAACUGGAUAAUUUCCACUAUGUGUCCAUCAGCCGGCUUCAUUCCCAGAGGAUUCUGGCUGCCCGGAAGGUGUUCGAACAGGCCCCGAACACUGAGGAGUACACCAAGACCUCCCAGCAGCCCAAUCACAGUGGGGAGGUGGAAGAAACCCUCAGGGCAUCAGCCAAUCGGAACGCAGCAGGGAAAGAGAUGGACAGUGAACCUGAGGUGGAGAGGGCGGAGCCUAAUUCUGUGGGGCUGGGAGAGGAGAAGCGAUCAGGGGCCAGGCAGCCUGUGAGCGACCCCGCUCCGGAGCCCAGCGACACCAGCCGGACCUGCCAGGGGGACCGAGAGGAGGCCUGGCCGCAGAGCUUAGCUGGCAGCAGCUCCGCUGGGGGGGACAAACCGCCAGUGGGCACGCCCCACUUGCAGCCCAGCGGCAGCACAGACCGGUCCUCUGACCACGCCUCGCCCCCCAAGACCCCCUCCGCCGUCAGCCUGGCCGAGUCGGUGCAGUCCGCCACUCAGAGUAGCGGGAAGUUGAGGCCCAGCCGGGUGCAGAGUGUGGUGUCCAGCCAGGGCAGUCUGGACUCUGACAUGCUCGGCUACGACGGGGGCAGCAGCGACUCGGAGUGUGAAGGGCCCACCAUGGACGAGCAGGAGACCCAGUGUCCCCUCAUGCCCGACUUCUGGCUGAUCGUGAAGAUCCACCAGGACAGGGUGGAGGUGUACUCUCACUCCAGGAGCUUCAAUGGAGGGAAGGAGGGGGGGACAGGAGAGGCUGAGAAAGAGGAGGAGGUGCCCGAGUACCUGAAGCUCCACCAUGUUGUGGUGCGCAAGAUCGGGGAGAUCUGUCGCGUGGUCAACCAGCGCCUCCUGCUGAAGGACCUCCAUGACAGCCACGUGUGCAACUCCCUCCUGGUGGCCGAGAGCGAGGAGGACAUCUGGAAAAACGAGUCCUUGUACCGGCAGAAGAUGGCCAGUUCUGACGACUACAACGCGGAGGAGAGCUACCAGCCCAGGGACUACCUGGCCGCCACCAUGCAGUUCAUCCCGGGACACUUCGCCUGCGACGUGGUGUGGAGCACGGUCAUCCACAUUCACCCCCGGCUCAAGAUGGGGCCCAACAUGGGUGUGUCAAGAGCAAUUCAAGCCCUGCGGUCAGUGCUCAAUGCCUUCUGCGUUGUCAACAGGAAGAACAUGUUUGUCUACCAGGAGCGUACCACGAAAUCAGUCUUCUACCUCAGACUCACAGAGACGCCUCAGAGUGGGAAGUUUUCAGAUUUGGAUGGCAACCCCCUGCACAUGUCCCGCUCAGUGGGCCUGGCCCGCAGCCAGGAGCCCAUCUACAGUGAAGACCUUUCGGGGUCCCGGUCCUCCCUGGAGGGCUCCCGUCCCAUUGGACAGGUCGACAAGCACAUCCUGCUGCUUGUGCAUGGAGUGGGCCAGGCUGGUCCGGAGAUCACGGACGAGCUGGUCAAGGUCCUACGCAAGCGGCUGGAUGAGGCCACACUGGACAUCAUCACUGUUAUGCUUGUUCGCAACUGCAAGCUCACGCCGGCCGACGUGGAGUUCAUCCAGCCGCCGGGAUCCGCAGCCACAGAGGUGAUGGAGUUCAUCCUGCCGCAGUACUCGCUCACCUGGAUCCAGGCUGCGGCGCACUACCUCCGACAGAACCUGCUCAUCUUCCUGCACAUCCCCAAGUACACCGACAGCAACAUGGUUCACCACUUCAAGCACUACUUUCAUUCCAGCAGCGGGUUGCCUGACUCGGAUAUCUACCUCUACAAUAAGCCUGGAGGUCAGGGGACGGGAGGGAAAGGUACCAUGUCGGAGCUCGUUCAACACCUCUUCCCACCUUCCCAGUUCCAAGGGAUUGCUUGUAUCGCCCUGUCUUUCGUGGACGCUCAAGGGUGCCCCCUGCAGGUUCCAGCCCAGGAUUGCUCCGAGCCUCUGCGAGGAGACACCUCUGCUAUUCUACUCCAGCCCGAGCAUUUCGAGUCCCUCACAACUGUCGUCAAAUUGGACUCCCUUGGCCCGGAGACAGCGGGCUUGUGCUUGACAGGGGCGAAGAUGCGCGUUCGCUUUGACAUCUGGGAGCAAGGAAAUGUGAGUCCCCUUCAGCUGACUGACAAGCUGCGAGGUGCUCUCCGACACGCCCUGUGUGAUGUCAUCAUGGAGUUUAGGAUGCUGCCUAAUCCUUUGUGUUUGGAGGUCUUCAAUGUGCCUGCUGCCAUCCCCGCCGGUCAAAAUGACUGCACAAAUGGGCUUUUAAAUCCACAACAGCCUGAGACCAAAGAAAACAAGGAUUCAGUCCGACAGUCCAGUGGUUCCAGGGGUAACAAAAGCAGCCCUUCUCCUAUAACCUUGAUACCGGUGCCUAGCACCACCCCUAGCCCUGGGACAAGCACCCCCGAGUCUACCACACCCACCGGGAAGACCACCCGUCGCAGCUUCUGGGAAAUACUGAGCAAGCCAGAUCCUUCAGAGCUCGGGAGCCCCAAAACCACGGACGACAUCGUGCAGGAGCGAGGGGAGGACAGCCGGGUGACGAGACGCCGGCACAAGACCGAGAGCGUCAAGCAGCAGUGGAGCCAGGAGAACAGGCCCAGAGCUGCUGAACUAGAGCAGGCACAGAGGAGGCAUGUGGCCCAGCUGGAGGAGGGAGAAAUCGGGACCCUGCACCCGGUUUACCAGAGCGCCUGCCAGCCAUGGGUCGCUUUCAUGGCCAAGCUGGGGUGCCCCUCCAUCCAGCAGUGCACAGCUGAGAUUGCCUCUCAGUUCCUACUCCCCUCAAUCCUAACAGAGAUUGUCAAUCUGGUCAGCUCCCUGGCCAGCGACACCACAGUGAAGGUAUUCGAAAAGACAAGCAGUCCUCAAGGAGACACUUUUAUACCGCUACCUCUCAUUCAUCACCCCUGCAACCCUCCUGGCACUGCUAGGCACUUCAUUCUCAUUGGACGGAACUUCCACCAAUGGCAUUGCAGCACAGAGCAAGAAGACAGUUCAGAUGAGGAAAACACCCCUGUGCUUAAUAGGUUCACACCUCACAAGGGGUUCCAGCGCUUCGAGGCCCUGGAGCAGAGUGACUGGUUCAGCCCUGGACAGGCCUGGAAGGGCGUGGCCCCGAGACAGAGGUUCCUCAUCAUUCACAUCCUGGACAAGAAGGUGACCCUGUACACGUAUAACUGGUCGGUGGACCUCGGGGCCACGCUGAGCCGUGAGCUGACCCGGCUGGUGCAGUGGCAGAACGCCCGUUCCCACGUGGUGCACUGCCUGCUCAGCCAGAAGAUGGGCCUGUUCCACCACUACUGCUUCUCCGACACGCCCACGCACGAGGACCUCAAGCAGGAGCCCAACCCGUUCUUAAACUCCACCCUGGAGCCGGACGCCCUCCUACGCAGUCCCAUCCCGCCCGUGGCAGGCAAGGACCAGGGGAGGCUGAGCGGCUCUGGGCGCAGCCUCCCCCCACUCCCCUUCUCCCCGGAGCUGGUCCCCUUCGACGAGGCCCUGCGGGACAUCACCGCCGGGAGGCCCAUGGACCCGGCGGGAGGCGCAGACAUCGUGGCCCGGCACGGAGCUCAGCUCCUGGAAAUAAAGGCCGCGGAGCGUAGGGAAAUGGAGAAGCAAAUGAAGAUCGAGAACCUCUUUGUGACGUGGCAGCAGAGGUCUGCACAGUCCAACAUGCCCAUUACUGUCGCUGACCUAGACACCCUGAAGCAGUCGUCGCGGCUGGUGCACUACUGCGCCACCCCGCUCCUCUUCGACCCCGUCUUCCGUAAACAGAUCCAAGAGGAGCAGAUAAUCCACCCGCAGGUCAAGAAGCGGCACCGCUCCAAUGACUCCAACGCCUCGGGCCGGGACCGCAGCUACAGCACGGACUCUGCAGAGAUGCUGCCCAGCCGUCUGCGGGAGGAGCCCUGGCUACAGGACAUCUCCAACACCUUCCUGCAGCAGUACGUCCAGUACCUGCAGAGCAUGGGGUUCAUCUUGGUGCAGGUCCGGCCCCAGUCCCCCGCCCGCAGCAUUGCGCGUGCCCGGGCUGCCGCCUUCAGCUCUCUGUCCACUGAAGGGAGAACGUCCUUCUCCUACAACAAGCAGAAGAGCGAGGAGAGUCCCAAGAGCGGCGGGGCGGGGACCACAGCCUACCACCUCCAGCGGGCCUUGCCAGGGGGAAUCGUGCUGAUGGAGCUGGCCUUUCAGGGCUGUUACUUCUGCGUGAAGCAAUAUGCUUUGGAGUGCUCCCGGAUUCCCAUGGGCCAGACGGUCAACUCCCAGGGCUCCCUCCUCAGCAAACCUCGUAGCAAGCCGUACGCCGAGGCCACCUCCGUCUCUGACUCUGCGCUGUCCAUGCUCUUCACGGAGGAGUGUGACAAGGUGCGGGAUCUGAUGCACGUGCACUCCUUCAGCUACGACUUCCACCUGCGGGUGGUGCACCAGUACCUGCUGGGCUGCCACAUGACCCUGCGGCAGGGCUACCAGCUCACCAGCUUCCUGGAGGACUUCAUCGCCCACCACCCGGACAUCCCCAAGUUCGGCCGCAACCACGUCUUCCAGGGCAACUAUUCUGUCUCCACGGGAAUGAUAACGGCUCACCAGCUGUACAAUUACAUCACCGACCACGCCGGCACCUACAAGAUGAAGCCUCUGCGUAUGUCCAAGGCAGCAGUGACCACAGACAACAAGAAGGGGGCGCCAAGCACCGACCUGCACGAGUACGCAUUGGUGGCUCUCUGGAACAGCUCUGGUUCCUAUAAGGAUUUGGAGGGCCUGCGUCACCAUGACGACUUUGACGUGUCGCUGCUGGUGUGCCACAACGCGGCCCCUUUCGAGGAGCAGUCUGAGGGGGAGAGACACCUGCUGAGGCUGCAUUACUACGUGAUCAUGACCAGCCAGCGAGAGCUCUUCCCCCGGCUAACAGCCGACAUGCGGCGCUUCAAGAAGCUUCCGCCCAUCCACCGGGAGCCCAGCGACCUGGGCGGCAAGGCCCCACAGGAGAGGGGGGCCGAGCCGGACGGGCCCCGGGAGCCGGAGGACCUGUGGGAGGAGGCGGCGGCCAGCGACAGCAGCGAGUUCUACCCGCCAGACGCCCAGGCCCCGGGCCUCUUCUACACCUCGCCCCUCUUCCCCCUGCUCAACUCGGAGGUGAGCUCUGCGCGGAGACAGAUCCAGACCAGCGUGCAGCAGGCCAUGGGGCACUGUCGCCGGGACAACCUGUGGAGGCGCCUGUUCCACGGCGAACACCUGGCCCUGGACAAGCUCAAGUUGAGCAAGCUGAGCUUCGCCGAGCUGGAGGAGCUGCUCCAGGCCGUGCAGAGCCGCUCCAUCGGGGAGAUCGACCCCCAGCUGGACUGCUUCCUGACUAUGAGCCCUGGCUGGUACCAGAGUCUAAUGAAGGUGCUGCUGUCACGGUUUCCUCAGAGCUGCCGCCAUUUUGUGGACGACAGCGGGAUCCAGUACCUGGCUGUCCUUAACCAAAAAUUCAUCGACUGCUUUGUUCUAGUCUUCCUCGACGCCCAAGCAGGGAAAACGAGCCUCAAGGUUGUUUUCAGAGAGCCACUGCCUUCCCAACCGCAGCCUAGCAACAGCCCACCGCCGCAGUUGGUGUCCAUGUACCACCACCUGGAGUCUGUCAUCAACACGGCUUGUUUCAACCUAUGGACCGGUCUUCUCUAGGGACUGAGCACGGACCCUGAAUAAGCCUGCGCAUGCGUGCCUACAUGUGUCCGUAUCUGCAACUAUGCACGAGUGUGCUUUUUGCGUUUUAAGUGGUGAAUCUUUCUAUUGGUGAAGUCGGGCUGAUGUUUGCUAACGUGCAAAAGUUGGGCCAGUCGCGUCACUGAAAAGACUAUAAUUUGCACCCAGAUCGGCUAUCAAUUGAUAAACACUGAAGAAUGUUGUCCUUCUUAGAUGGUGCCAAAACAAUAAUCGCUUAGCACAAGGAGUGGAUUUCAAAGGAUACCCAUGAGUAUGUAGUAGUCAGGAUUUCCUUUGUGACAUCCAUUUGAGUAUUAUUCAAGCCAUUAUUGCUGAAUGGUGGAACGUUGAUGAGCAGAAUGUGGAAAAUUCAAACCAGUUGUUCCGGAAAGUUCCCUCCACCCAGAGUUGAAGACUUCUGAAUGCAAAAGACAUACGUCUGCCAGUACUGGGAGGUUUUGACAGCCAUGUCAAGAGGAGAGAGCAUUCUCGUAAAGGAGGGCACUUUAAAAACCCAUCGAGGCUUAGCUGAACACUACCUCAGAAAGAAGGAUUAUACAGAAGAAGCUUCAUACCUGAACCGAGCGUCGUACCUGGCAAACAAGUCAGUUAUGCAAAUGGCUCUUUAAAUGCACACGCUUUUUAUCCGAACAAGGGCGGGCAUUUUAUAUGGGGCGUGUUUUUACUUCACAUCCGGUGGGUGAUCAAUCAAGUCCUAAAAGUGGGAAAGACGGCCUUGGGCCACCGAGAUUUGGAAGUCUCCUCCCUUCAUCAAACAUUUAAAGGAAAGCUACAGGAGGCCGCAUUUCAACCGAAUGUCAUUAACCAUGUAUGUCUGACUGCCUAGUUGAUUUUUUUGGCUCCGUGUCUCUAGCACGCGCACCCAGACCAGAGAGAUGAAGCGUUAGGAAUUUAUAGGAGUGUUGAGGAUGUACCCACCAUUUUGGGACAGGCGCAUCACCGACUUGCAUCGGCCGAUUUGUCACAACACGAUUUACCGUCAAACUCCAAACUGCACCGUUAUCUCGAAUGGUUACUCCUGGAUUACGCCAUACGGCACCUCAGAGCGUAAUUCCGAUUCCAAAGGGGAAGGGCUUUGCAAACGUGAACGCAAGCUGCUGUCCUGGCCCGCAGUGCUAGGUGAUUAAUUUUUCACACUUCCACCAUGUCAAAUAGGCUCCAUAACGUCCCCACUGCCAUGUCUGCAACUCAGAAGUGCCUCUUUUUUUUCUUUCUCCCUUUAACAAUGUGAUGGGAACGGCACUAUUAUGUUGACCUUGAAGAGGAAUCCUUGAAAAUCCAAUUAAACUGCCUAUUAAUUCUGCCACAGUUGAGGGCAUAGCUGGGUGCCGGUGUUAAGCAUUCUGCAGGAAAUGAAGGGGCGAAAACAAGGCCCAGGCUUACUUGGAACCGGUAUCAUUUGUCCCAGUAAGUGUAUGCACUGAUAAUACACACUCACUGCAAGCAUACAAGUAAACCUGAGAUAUAAUCGCAAUACUCAUACACAGCCUUAAUAGUAUGCAUUUGCUUAUCUUGAAGGAAACCAAAUAAUUUAUGGUCAGAGCCCCUAUUGGAAAGGGAUAAAGGCAAGGAGUUUUAAUCAUGAAAUUGUGUGCGAGACAAUGUACCUUUUGCAUUUUUUUUUAGUUAAGAACACUGGGUAUUUAAUACAGUCUAAUUAUUAAUGUACUUAAAUGCAAGAUGCUUAGUAAUUCAAAGGUGUGUUGAAAAGGUAAUAUAAUUUCAGUCUGACGCUGUUCUAUAUGUACAUUAUGUAUAUAAAAUGAAAAUCCUAUUGUAAGUAUAAAAUGCAGCAUUAAACAUUUCAGACAAUUCAAA